Cephus cinctus (wheat stem sawfly) is the source of this 3192-nucleotide messenger RNA. It is a transcript of the gene MetRS-m, whose product is annotated as methionine--tRNA ligase, mitochondrial. Lineage: Eukaryota; Metazoa; Arthropoda; Insecta; Hymenoptera; Cephidae. The record is from RefSeq and is a predicted model, not a curated record. Gene Ontology annotation, molecular function: methionine-tRNA ligase activity; ATP binding. The transcript has 7 exons. Bases 702 to 2666 code for a protein of 654 amino acids. Gene Ontology annotation, biological process: methionyl-tRNA aminoacylation.
AUAAUAAUAACAGAUAAAAUAUAACAGACCCUCCUGUUGCUUUUCUACUGUUUUCUAUAUUUUUAGAUACUUUUUAGCACAAGAAAUAUUUACGAAGUUUUGCAAUAGUUUGAUUCAUACUUUGUAUUGCGAUAGCAUGUGCUACCUUUUUACUGUGGAAUAAGUUCCAUUUUCCUUAGGGGUUAAAAUGAAAUUAUACUAAUUUAAUUGUUCAUAACUUACUUAAGUAUUGUGUGUAAAAUAUUCGCCGUAUAAGUUUUGUGACAAAUAUUUAUUUUUAUAGCCUAUAUGAAUUAAAUGUACAUAUUUAUAUAACAUUGAUUUAUAUUGCUACAAAGAAACGGGCCCUUUUGCUUUUGGGAGUCAAAUCACCUGAUUUUUACGCUUGCUCCGUUACUGGCUAACCGGAACCUUGUGCCAUUUGCCAAUCCUACUGGCACGUUAGCACACUCGAAUUUGUCCUCAAGAAUUAAUCAAUUUCAGUCAGAUUUGGAGAUAUCUCUGAUACUGUAAAAAUUGCACAUAAAUAUGUAUGACUAUAUUCGAAAAGGAAAUGCCUGCAUUGCUAAAUAUAAAAUGUCAAUAGAUGUCUUUGGUCUAUGAAAAUCUAAUAUGGCGAAAAUAGCAGAAGACCGUGGUUUAUAGUACCGUUAUUAGUGGUUAUUUAAAAAAGUUAUAAGUAAUUCCAAAGAAAACGAUCGAUGGCAGUGUCUUUACUUCGUAUUGGUAGACAAUUAUCUUGGUUGGGUCGUGCUAAAUACACCAAGGGAAGCACGUUCACGUUGUGUCAAAGAUUCAUCAUGACUACCCGGCCUAAACUUGAAAAGGUUUUAGAGAACUUGCAAAAGAAUCCGUAUUUUGAUAAAUAUUCUCAAAAAAUAGCUAAACUGCAAGAAACUAGUCCAGAGGAAUUCUUACAGAGGAUAGAAGAAAAGGAAAGAAAAAUCAAGGAGGAGAAAGUCAUGUUUCCUGCACUUAUACGGUAUCCUGUUCAAUAUCAAUGGCCGUUCAAAUCUUAUAUAUGGAAUUUGAAUCAAUUAUUGAAGCCUAAUAUGAGAAGAUGCUACAUUAAUUAUCCUUCAAAUAAUCAAUACGUGACUACACCAAUUUUCUACGUGAAUGCUGGACCUCAUAUAGGACAUCUUUACAGCGCCGUUCUUGCUGAUUCUGUAACUAGGUUUCAAUCCAUGCUUGGGUACACAACAUUUAUGAGCACGGGUACAGACGAACAUGGUAAUAAAGUUGAACGUGCUGCAAGAGAUGCUAAUCUUCCCAUUGACAAAUAUUGCACACAAAUUUCACAGAAAUUUCGAGAUAUGUGCGAUAAGUUUGAUGUUGGGUAUUCAGGCUAUAUAAGGACCACGGAAACCCGCCAUCGAGAUACUGUCCAUCAAUUUUGGAAUACCUUGAAGGCGGGAGGUCAUAUAUAUUUGGGAAAAUAUUCAGGAUGGUAUUGCGAAUCGGAUGAAGCGUUUCUAACGGAUUUAGACUUGACAGAGAAGAAAACAGCUUCUGGGGAAAUAAUUAAAGUAUCCAAUGAAUCUGGUCAUCCUGUAGAGUGGACUGAGGAAAAUAAUUACAAGUUUAGAUUAAGCAAUUUCCAAGAUGAUCUCAAGCAUUGGCUUAAGGAUGAAAAAGCAGUGCAACCGAGCAAGUAUCACAAGAUUUUAUUGAGUUGGAUAGAAGAUGGUGCUUGUUUAGAAGAUUUAAGUGUGUCCAGGCCUAGGCGUCGAGUUCCUUGGGGAAUUGCAGUGCCUCAGGAUGAUACUCAUAGUAUUUACGUCUGGCUAGAUGCGCUGGUUAAUUAUUUGACAGUCAUUGGAUAUCCAGAAGAGAGAUAUAAAAAGUUUUGGCCUCCAAGUGUUCAGGUAAUUGGAAAGGACAUAUUAAAAUUCCAUGGUGUGUAUUGGCCGGCAUUUUUAAUUGCUGCUGGUCUGGAACCGCCAAAGACUCUGCUUUGUCAUUCUCAUUGGACUGUGGAAAGUGAAAAAAUGUCAAAAUCAAAAGGAAACGUCGUAUCUCCGUUUGAAGCUGCUGCAACAUUUACAGAAGAUGGCUUGAGAUAUUUUCUUUUACGAGAAGCUGUACCUCAUAGUGAUGCAAACUACAGCGCUGUGAAAGUACAGAGAAUUGUAAACUCUGAACUGGCUGACACCUUGGGUAACUUAAUCAGCCGAUGCACAGGUAAAACUGUUAAUCCAACCAGAGAAAUACCAAAUCCAGCAGAAUGCAGUGACGUCCUCAAAUCAGAUUCAGCCAAGAGCUUGCUGCGUAAUCUUGAAACUUUGAAGGACACUGCAGAAAAGAGUUAUAAGGAGUAUAAUUUACACCAUGUAGUAGAUGCUGUAAUGAGUACCCUGCACAGUGCAAAUCAAAUGGUGGAUUAUCACAAACCAUGGCAAUUAAGAAAAGAAACAAAUAAUCCAGAAUCUAUAAAUCAACUUAAAGCAGUAAUAUCCCUUGCAUUAGAAGCAGCAAGAAUAAGUGGCCUAAUUCUGUAUCCAAUAGUACCAAAGAUGAGUAGCAAUUUGUUAGAUUACCUGUCUGUACCUCCUGAAAAUCGUACCUGGGAAGAUGCCAGAUCAAAGCAUUUAAAUGAUUCACCUAAUGAAUCAAGGCAACUCGGUCAAGGCAACACCAUAUUGUUUAGAAGGAUCAGGAAUUAAGGACCACCUCAUGAAAGACACACUUGGAAGUCUUAUGCUAAUAUAUUUACAGAGAACGAUCAUUCGAACAUACCUUUAGUAUACAUUAAUACUGGCGUACAGACUGGUCCGAUAAAAAAAGGUACGCUUACCUCGUAUAUAUAAUAUAUACGAGUGUUAUCUGCGAGAGAUCUAAUUCUCUAAACGCUUGCGCCACAUAUGCUCAUCGGAGCACUGUGUACGUUAACGUAUGAUUAGGUGUACUUAGACUCUCGUCGUUAAAGCAUUAGACAAUUUACCUGAUUAUCCUGACGCGCCCUUCUGUGUUGCUAUUCAAAUUUCAUCAAAAAUUUUUCACACGUCAUUUUUGUUAAACAAUUUUAUAUUCCGCCUCGUUCGAGUGGAUAUGUCAUGUACUGAAUCAACUUAGAUUAAUUGGGAGUGGUGAGUCUAUAUUUUGUAAUUACCACGUCUCUAAUUAGAGUAUUGCUCUGUAUGGAUUGCUUCCACGUAUCCCGCCAGAUAGAAAAAUAAAUAAAUGACUAUU